UUGUCCCUUCCGACCUUCCGUCCUUUCUCCUUCCUGUCUGCGGUCACGCUGUCUUUUUGCCGGCCCGGUUCCCGAGGUCUGACAGACAAACCUGCCGACAAAAAUGAAGAUCUGGGCGUCAGAACACAUUUUCAACCACCCAUGGGAGACGGUGACCAAGGCAGCAAUGCAGAAGUACCCCAACCCCAUGAACCCUAGUGUGUUUGGUGUGGAUGUUCUGGACAGACAUGUGGACACGGAGGGGCGCUUACACAGUAAAAGACUGCUCAGCACAGAAUGGGGUCUUCCCGCCAUCGCCAAAUCUAUCAUUGGCUUAACAAGAACGUGCACUUAUGUCCAAGAACAUUCAGUAGUGGACCCCAAACAGAAGAUCUUUGAGCUCAAAUCUACAAAUAUCUCCUUCACGAACCUGGUGUCUGUAGAUGAGAAGUUGACGUAUAAGCCUCAUCCGCAGCAUCCUGACAAGACGGUGCUGACGCAGGAGGCUCUGAUCAGUGUGAAAGGUGUCAGUUUGAGUAGCUACCUCGAGGGCCUUAUGGCCAAAACCAUGUCUGUCAACGCCGGCAAGGGCCGCGAGGCAAUGGAAUGGGUCAUCCGGCGGUUAAACACGGAAAUCGAGGAGCUGGCAGCGACAGCUCGUGGCAGCAUACGUGUGCCCAUGGCGGCGGCUGUCGCGGACAAAUGAUCGCGGGCCUCCGCCCAUCAUGAAGUGACCCGCCUCUCUGAUUGGCGGCGCACCUCAUCAGCCAGUACAGCCUAAUUACCACAGCCUUUCCGAGCCACUUUUGCGCGCGUGUGGGUGAGUUUGAGAAUGAGUGUGUGCACUGUUUGUAUGCGAGCGUGUGGAAAAUUGUGAGGAAUUGUGUGUGCCUGAGAAUGCAAGCCGACGAGGCCGACGAGGCGCAAGUAACGGUGGUUCUUGUGAUUUAUUUUAGUCACAUUGUGCCACAAGCUCACUCCUUCAGUACCUCUCAUCCCCUUUUUAACGAACGUCAUGAAAGCACUGUCAACAGCUCUUAUCUUUAAAUGCCUCUCUGUGUGGUUGGAGCGGCUGUUUCAGAACAUUUGGGACUUUAGUAGAAGUAUUCCUUCCGUCUGGAUAACCGGAUUCCUCGUCUUCUUUUAUUCCGCGGUGCCAUUCACUCAUGUGUUAGAGCUGAUUUUUCAGUUUGAGUUCACGUGGCAUAUGAAGGAUUGAAAGGUGGCUGAGCGAACCUCGAGUCUUUACGUUCAUGUUCACAUACCGCCAUCCAGGUUGUGCUUUUGUUUCUAGCUUCACCAUGCAGAGCUUCAAGUGACAAUGGUUCGCUACAACAUGAGGUACAUUUCGUUGUGCAGGUAUUCCUAUUGUCGGGGCCAGUUGGGGGAGCUAACAUGCUUUAGUCUAUGUUGCAAGUAUUCCGAGAUGGUCUCAAUCUACAAAACAGCAGCUUUUUUUUCUUUCCCUUUCCAAAGGAGCCUCAAGUUUUUAUAUUUCUUAUGAAGAUCUGUGUCCUGCUCAGCCAUCCAUUCAUGCAGUGAAGCUCCUUUAACGAACUCCGAUGCUUUUCUUACAGGGAACGUUUUAAGAACAAACGGCUGUAAAUAGGGUUAUAUUUAUAUUACGGUGAUGUUACAUUCCAAGAAUGUGAACAUGUAGCUUAAAAAAAAGAAAACAAGCACACUGACUUUGUUUCAAAAUAAAAGAAUGCCAUUGUUUCAUGAUGAUGGCGGUGGAAUUGA
Molecule: messenger RNA, 1722 nt
Organism: Hippocampus comes (tiger tail seahorse)
Lineage: Eukaryota; Metazoa; Chordata; Actinopteri; Syngnathiformes; Syngnathidae
Product: PRELI domain containing protein 3B-like
Exons: 6
Coding region: 104-685 (193 amino acids)
Cellular component (GO): mitochondrial intermembrane space
Source: RefSeq, a predicted model, not a curated record